Messenger RNA from Penicillium psychrosexuale, 1245 nucleotides. Its product is annotated as 4'-phosphopantetheinyl transferase family protein. Gene Ontology annotation, molecular function: holo-[acyl-carrier-protein] synthase activity; magnesium ion binding. The coding region runs from base 1 to 1245 and encodes 414 amino acids. The transcript is spliced from 2 exons. Gene Ontology annotation, cellular component: cytosol. The record is from RefSeq and is a predicted model, not a curated record. Lineage: Eukaryota; Fungi; Ascomycota; Eurotiomycetes; Eurotiales; Aspergillaceae.
AUGGUAGACCUCGGUGUAUCUGGACGUACCAAAGCGGAUUCCAAUGAGAUUAAACAGAACGACAUCUUAAAGGGCCAGCCCACGUUGGUCCGAUGGUACAUCGAUGUCAGACGUUGGGAUGAAAAAUUCUUUGACCUUCCUUUUCUCCAAACUCUAACUGAGUCCGAUCAGGUAGCUGUCAAAAAGUACUAUCAAACUUCGGACAAGCGCCUGUCCUUGGCCUCCCAGCUACUGAAAUAUUACUACGUUCACCAAGCCACUGGCACUCCCUGGAGCAAGGUUAAGAUUCAGCGUACUCCUAUUCCCGAAAAUCGUCCAUUCUACGACUCAAGUCUUGAUUUCAACGUCAGCCACCAGGCUGGUCUCACUUUGUUCGCAGGCACGCGUGCCGCAACAGCCCACUCCUUAACCGGCGAACCACAAGGCUUGCCUCGCGUGGGAAUUGACAUUGCCUGUGUUGACGAACCCUCUCGCCGUCGUGCUAAUCGUCCACCGAAAACUCUUGCCGACCUGGCAACUUUCGUGGAUGUCUUCAGUGAUGUUCUCUCACUCCGUGAGCUUGCGACCAUCAAGAACCCGUACGCGACUCUUAAAUUGGCUCGUGAGCUUGGUCUGAGUAAAAUUGACCCGAGAAAAGACAACGAGGAAGUUCUUGCUGCCUACGGCAUUCGGCUGUUCUACUCAAUUUGGGCUCUCAAGGAGGCUUACUUGAAAAUGACCGGGGACGGCCUUCUGGCCUCUUGGAUAAAGGAUCUGGAAUUCACAAAUGUCAUUCCCCCAGAACCCGUACAGAAACUUGGAUUUCCAGGUCGCCCUCUCACUCCUACAACUCUCAAUGCGCCCUCAGUCGAAAAUUGGGGCCGGCCUUACUCCGAUGUCAAAAUAUCCUUACGUGGCAUUCCUGACCAUUCUGUGCGCGUUCAGCUCGUCGGCUUCGAGUCCGACUACAUCGUCGCUACAGCCGCUUCAGGCCCUAAUAUUGGAGCCAUUUCGCAGCAGAUGGCCGUGAAUGGCAGCGAUCACCACCUACCCGGGUAUAUCACAGCCCUCGACCCUGAAAUUGAACCUCAGAACGUCCGCAUCCCCCCCAACGCGCUUCGCACAGUCGGCGACCGGGACCCCUGGUGCGUUGGCUCGGCGAUCAUAGACCCCUGGUUGCCCAUGCAGGAGGUUGAUAUUGACAUCGAUAUUCGGCCCUGUGCCGAGGGCCGCUGCGAGCACCUACGGAACCUAUCAAGCUUCUAA